Polistes canadensis is the source of this 5641-nucleotide messenger RNA. It is a transcript of the gene salm, whose product is annotated as homeotic protein spalt-major-like. The transcript is spliced from 8 exons. The coding region runs from base 345 to 5579 and encodes 1744 amino acids. NCBI's taxonomy places the organism in Eukaryota, Metazoa, Arthropoda, Insecta, Hymenoptera, Vespidae. Gene Ontology annotation, biological process: regulation of transcription by RNA polymerase II. Gene Ontology annotation, cellular component: nucleus. Gene Ontology annotation, molecular function: DNA-binding transcription factor activity, RNA polymerase II-specific; RNA polymerase II cis-regulatory region sequence-specific DNA binding. The record is from RefSeq and is a predicted model, not a curated record.
CAAUCGAUAGUUUUAAAUCGAUUAAAAGUAAAAAAGUUUAUUAGACGUUCGAUAGUUUUGAAGUUAUCAUUAACAACUGUUGGAAGAAUAUAAAAAGAAGAAGAAUAAGAAGAAAGUGAAGUUAAAGGAAUUCGACAAAACGAAGAAAGAGAAAAAUCAUUUAAAUCUUAAAACAACAACAACAACAAAACAAUAACCUCCCGCCCGCCGCAAACAUUAAUCCCCCUAUUGAGGGAUCGCGCACGAACGAGCGAGUGGAGUGUGGUUGGGGGGGGGUGGGGGGGGGGGAGGGUGAAUAAUAUUCGUGUGCGCGAAAGAAAUUAUUCUUCAAAAGAUUUGAAGGGAUGUCACGGAGAAAGCAGGCCCGACCGAGCCGUGCCCAUCUCGAGGAGGAUCUUGUUCAGGGCCAACUCCUGAUCGAUCAUCAUCCGGUUGGAAGCAUCGUUAACGAGAUCAGGGAAGAAAAUGAUUUCACAUCGGACGGCGAGGAGAGCGGCGGCGGUGGUGGUGGUGGAGGAGGAGGAGGAGGAGGAGACGAAGCGGUUGAUCUUACUGCAGCCCGAACGCAUCACGGAGACGAGGAUGAGAAGGAUCAAGAGGAUCCUUUGGAGGAGGACGAGGACGGCGUCGACGAGCAAGACGAACAGGAUGAGGACGAAGAGGGCACGCGAAAACAAAUGCACCAUCGACAGGACGCAGAAAAUAAUAACAAUUUCGUGGAGGGUGGUGCGAGUAGCGGGAUAUUUCCACCGGCCGGUACUAGUCACGUCACACUCGAAGCCCUUCAAAACACUAAAGUGGCCGUCGCCCAAUUCGCGGCCACUGCAUUAUCGGGCGGGGCGGACAGCGAGGCAGCCCUACAGGACUUGGCCCUCCUGCAAAGCACCCUAUAUACGCUGCAACAUCAGCAGGUUUUUCAAUUGCAGCUGAUAAGUCAGUUGCAACAACAAUUGUCAAUAACUCACAAUCAAUCGUUGCCGCAAUCGUCGACGGCCGAACCGUCGAACAACAGCAAGGAAGCUUCGCCGUCUCCCGUGCUCCAUCCAAAAGCAAUAUCAACGUUAACCUCGCCUACCUCCUGCCAAUCGCCCAGCGGUAGUCAUCGGCAACAAAGCUCGCCGGCCCCGGCAACGCCUAAUCUGCCCCAAGAACGGCCCACGCCUAGCAGCAGUGCUUCUCCUCUCAAUUUGCCGCUCCAACCUACGCCGAACGUCUCCUCGAACGUCGUAUCAACGACGAGUAAUAGUAGCAGUCUAGCAUUGUCCCAUCAAAUGCCACCGCUAUGCUCUAUAAGUUCCUCGUUGGCGUCCUCGAUAAUAACCAAUACGGAUCCACCGCCGCUUCACGAACCUAACACCCUCGAAAUGCUACAGAAACGUGCGCAAGAGGUGUUGGACAAUGCCAGUCAAGGACUACUCGCUAAUAACCUCGCGGACGAGCUCGCCUUCAGGGGUGGCAAGGGAUCUCGGCUUUCGCCUUACGACUCGAAAUCGGGCGGCACCAGGGGAGAGCAUUUCUUCAAGCACCGAUGUCGCUACUGCGGCAAGGUUUUCGGCAGCGACUCGGCCCUACAGAUCCACAUACGAUCCCAUACAGGUGAGCGACCCUUUAAAUGCAACGUCUGCGGCAGCCGAUUCACAACGAAGGGAAACCUCAAGGUCCACUUCCAGAGACACACGGCUAAAUUUCCGCACGUUAAAAUGAACCCGAAUCCCGUCCCCGAGCAUCUCGACAAGUAUCACCCGCCUCUCCUUCAGCAGAUAGCCUCGGGUCAAAGGCCGAUGCCGUCUACGCCACCUCCGCCUCCUUCGCAUCAUCCCCCCCCGUUUCAUCCAGCAGCUACGGCCCACGGAUUUCUCCCUCCUCAGCCGCCCCUGCCUCUAUCUCUCACCUUACCCGGAAUGCCACCCCUUUACCGUUCUCCCAUUAUUAAUCAUCGCGACGACCAGGAAUUACCGGAAAACUUGAGUAAACCGCCCGUAACCACGGUACCGACGGCCACCUCGCCCCUCUCCCCUGCUGCUCUAUCCAAUUCCCAUCAUUCCUCCUUCCACGAUAAUCAUCAACAACAGCAGCAGCACCAGCAGCAGCACCACCACCAACAGCUACAACAAAAACAACAGCUCGAGCAAGAGGAAAUCAAAAUGGAGCAGCGUUCACCCCUUCAGGAAAGAUACCAGCAACGACCGACCAGCAGAGAUGGUAACGAUAGAAUAACGCCGAAGAAAGAACCCGAGGACACCGAGGAACCAGUCGAAGAAGAGACCGAAGAUUUCGAAGAAACUACGAGGCGAUAUCUUGCUUCUCCUCCCUCUUCGGUUAACAACCCACCCUCCCAACCGCAAACCUAUGAAGAUUGUAGUAUGGAUAGUAAGAUAAGUGGCAGAUUGGAGGCCGAUGGUGACAUGGAGGUGGACGAGGAGACCGAGGAACAACCGGAAAAUCUUUCUAGUCGAGGAACGGCCGGUCGUUUGCCUCAACAAAUCGUCGCUUAUCCCGGAGCAUCGCCGGCCAGUAGCAGUGCGAGUAGCGGAAGCGUUCAAACAUCUUUCGCCGGGAUUCUAUUCCCUGGGCCAACAACCAUUCACCAAAUACCCCAUCACACCGUCGUAAACGCGACCGCCCCACCGACCGUUUCGGCGACCGAGAUGAUCGUCGAUCCAUCCAAGGAUCCAGCGAUAUACUCAAGUCUUUUACCAAGACCCGGAAGCAACGACAAUUCCUGGGAAAGUCUUAUAGAAAUAACGAAAACGUCGGAGACGUCGAAAUUGCAACAAUUGGUCGACAACAUUGAACACAAAUUGACAGAUCCCAAUCAAUGCGUCAUAUGUCACAGAGUACUCUCUUGUAAGAGCGCUCUGCAAAUGCAUUAUCGAACGCAUACGGGAGAACGUCCAUUCAAAUGUAAAAUUUGCGGACGAGCCUUUACCACGAAAGGUAAUCUUAAAACCCACAUGGGUGUACACCGUGCUAAACCCCAGUUACGAGUGUUUCAUCAAUGUCCCGUUUGUCAUAAAAAAUUCACUAACGCACUCGUCCUACAACAACAUAUACGUCUGCAUACGGGCGAGCCUACCGAGCUCAGUUUAGAACAGAUACAAGCGGACGAAGUUGGGGAACUCCCUCCAGGCUACGCGCAUCAUCCGUUAGCUACCUUCCUACCUCAAGUAUUUCCACCGAUUCAUCCGUCGAGCUCGGGUUUCACUUUAGGAUUUCCACCGACCCGACAACCUGCCGUUGAACGGCAACAUCCGAAAAACGACGCCGAUCUUAAGGAAGAAUCCCAGUCACAGCAACACCAACACCAACAUCACCAUCAGCCGGAACAGCAUCAUCAUCAACAUCAACAUCAACUUAAUCAGCAACCACAACAUCCACAACAUCCACAACAACAAAAUCAACAACAGCAACAUCAACAUAGAUACAUGGAUGAACAUAACGAGGAAGUGGAAGAGCAAGAAGACGAAGAGGAAGAUCGGAGGGAGGACGACGAGAGGUGCGAGAUCAAUCGCGAUAGGUGUAUACCGGAUACUGAAGAGGAACAGGAUCACGAGACAGAGGAAAGCGAACAAAGGGAAAUUUCCCCGUCGAAUUUCUCAACGUCUUUGGUUGCAUUGGAAAAUCAAGUACGAACGAUUACGACUACGGCGAUUGGUACGGGAUCGAGUGUCCUUGCCAGAUCACCUACGUAUCAUCGUUACAACGGGAGCGAAAAAAGCAAUAGCCCUCCAAGUGGUGGUGCACCCCUUGAUCUGACCCCACGAGCCUCUUCUACUCCGGCAUCGGUGUCGUCAGCAGCAACCCCGCCACCCCAGACGACGACGACACCCCAUCACGCGCCGCAUCCUUUCGGAAUGUUCGCAGGACUCUUGCAGACGGUCUCCUCCCCAUCCACCAGCACUAUGGGCUCAUCAUCCAGCAUAAACAGUGUUACUUCGAUGAAUACCGUCCCACCUCCUCCUGGCAGCAGUGCCACCGGACCUCUAGCAUCUCUGACAUCGUCGGCAGUUCUCGCUGCUACAUCGACUUACAAUCCGCUCGGCCUAGCUGUCGGAGGGCCAGCAGUACGUGGAAACACUACGUGUAAUAUCUGCUACAAGACAUUUGCGUGCAACUCUGCUCUGGAGAUUCAUUAUCGAAGUCACACGAAGGAGCGGCCUUUUAAAUGCACCGUAUGCGACAGAGGAUUUUCAACAAAGAAUGCUGGAUCAGACGUAUGCUCCUCGUGCGCGGAACAACGAAAGCCCUUUACCAUAAAGGGCACUCCUCAACAAACGAAUAACCGAUAUCAGAACGAGGAUAGAAGAACGUCGACUAGCGGAAACGAGGAGAAACCCAAACGCAGGCGGCGGAGGCCUGAGGAACGGAAGAACCGGGGGCGGACCGGGACCGGAGGGGGGCGGGGGCUGACGUCUAUCUAUUCAACCGUCCGCCUGCCCCCGCUGAUGCCACCCGCCCUCGGACUUCUCACCUCGGACCACGUCUUCCUGGGCAACAUGAAACAGCACAUGCUGACACACAAAAUACGCGAUAUGCCAUCCCACCUCUUCGCCGAUGCGAAACAACAACAACCACCACCACCACCACCACCAUCACAACAACAACAACAACAACAACAACAACCACAACCACACCAACAACAACAACAACAACAACAGAGCCAGGAUCACGAGAGUUCUAGGAGUCCAAUGUGCAGCGAUGAUUUGAGUUUACCACCACCACCUCUUCCUCCACCACCACCACCACCACCGGUACCGCCAACGUCGAUCGAGUCAGGUGUACCAAUGAAGAGAUCUCCACCUGAGGGUGAUCUUCCGGCACCGAAAAGACUAGCCAGCGUGCCGAGCAAACACUUGUGCCAGAUUUGCAAUAAGAAUUUCUCAUCAUCUUCGGCCCUCCAGAUCCAUAUGAGAACCCAUACUGGCGACAAACCAUUCCGAUGCACCGUCUGCGCUAAGGCCUUCACCACCAAGGGUAAUUUAAAGGUACACAUGGGCACCCAUAUGUGGACCAACGGGGCCCACCGGCGAGGGCGACGCAUGUCGUUGGAUCUGCCACCUCUGCCCAUCACACCCAAGGACUCGGACUUUCUUCAACGACGACCGGAUCUUUUCUAUCCUUAUCUACCCGCGCCAUUCCUUAACGGAGUACAACAAAAGUUGAACGAGAUAUCGGUGAUCCAAAGUAACAACGGAUUGCCAACGCAUUCUGUAGGAGCUGCAAAGUAUGCCGGAUUAUUCGGUACCGUUUAUGGUGGAAACGGAGGAGGUGGUUUUCCUGGUGACAAACAACCAAUGGCACCAACUAGCAACGGGCCUUUGGUAGAUGGUAAACCAGCUAUACCGACUGGCUCGAUGCUAUUUCAGACACCGUCGCCGUCACAUUCACCUGGUACACCAUCAUCCAACAGCGGCAAUCAAAAUUCGGCUAGUAUGCCAUCGUGGACGACGAGUCCUGGCGAUCCCCUUCAACAUCAUUUCGACAGAGAACCACCUGGUAGAACGGAAAACGCAUCAACACCACCUUCGGCAAGAUUACCACCACCUUCGGCGCCUAGGGGCGAAGGGUUGGCCGCGUGAACCUCGACAUAUCCUUGGAUUUUAUCGUAAAAUCCGUACUCGCUAUUUAUGUACAGUAUAGG